AUGGAAAGGGUCGCACACUGCCCCAGCACUGCCAGGCUCUCCAGAUGUGACCGUCCCAGUCGGCUCCACUCCUCAUCGGGAAGGACCCGCCUGCGAAUAGUUCAGCCUUGGGGGGGUAAGGACCCACCUGCCAAUAGUUCAGCCUCGGUGAUCGGGAAGGCCCCGCCUGCCAAAAAUUCAGCCUUGGUGAUCGGGAAGCCCCCGCCUGCCAAAAAUUCAGCCUUGGUGAUCGGGAAGCCCCCGCCUGCCAAAAAUUCAGCCUUGGUGAUCGGGAAGCCCCCGCCUGCCAAAAAUUCAGCCUUGGUGAUCGGGAAGCCCCCGCCUGCCAAAAAUUCAGCCUUGGUGAUCGGGAAGCCCCCGCCUGCCAAAAAUUCAGCCUUGGUGAUCGGGAAGCCCCCGCCUGCCAAAAAUUCAGCCUUGGUGAUCGGGAAGCCCCCGCCUGCCAAAAAUUCAGCCUUGGUGAUCGGGAAGCCCCCGCCUGCCAAAAAUUCAGCCUUGGUGAUCGGGAAGCCCCCGCCUGCCAAAAAUUCAGCCUUGGUGAUCGGGAAGCCCCCGCCUGCCAAAAAUUCAGCCUUGGUGAUCGGGAAGCCCCCGCCUGCCAAAAAUUCAGCCUUGGUGAUCGGGAAGCCCCCGCCUGCCAAAAAUUCAGCCUUGGUGAUCGGGAAGCCCCCGCCUGCCAAAAAUUCAGCCUUGGUGAUCGGGAAGCCCCCGCCUGCCAAAAAUUCAGCCUUGGUGAUCGGGAAGCCCCCGCCUGCCAAAAAUUCAGCCUUGGUGAUCGGGAAGCCCCCGCCUGCCAAAAAUUCAGCCUUGGUGAUCGGGAAGCCCCCGCCUGCCAAAAAUUCAGCCUUGGUGAUCGGGAAGCCCCCGCCUGCCAAAAAUUCAGCCUUGGUGAUCGGGAAGCCCCCGCCUGCCAAAAAUUCAGCCUUGGUGAUCGGGAAGCCCCCGCCUGCCAAAAAUUCAGCCUUGGUGAUCGGGAAGCCCCCGCCUGCCAAAAAUUCAGCCUUGGUGAUCGGGAAGCCCCCGCCUGCCAAAAAUUCAGCCUUGGUGAUCGGGAAGCCCCCGCCUGCCAAAAAUUCAGCCUUGGUGAUCGGGAAGCCCCCGCCUGCCAAAAAUUCAGCCUUGGUGAUCGGGAAGGCCCCACCUGUCAAUAAUUCAGUCUCGGUGAUCGGGAAGGCCCCACCUGUCAAUAAUUCAGUCUCGGUAUUCAUGCCAUUCUUGGUGUCCCUACUGAGACCACCCACCUGGCUGCUGGGGGUUAGUUUUGACAAUACCUGCCCAUUAUCUGAAGGAAACCACACACUCAUAUCACAAAGGCCACCAAGCAGGCCAGAAGGGGGAUGA
This is a messenger RNA of Alligator sinensis (Chinese alligator), 1341 nucleotides long. RefSeq names its product extensin-3-like. The coding region runs from base 1 to 1341 and encodes 446 amino acids. NCBI's taxonomy places the organism in Eukaryota, Metazoa, Chordata, Crocodylia, Alligatoridae. The transcript has a single exon. The record is from RefSeq and is a predicted model, not a curated record.